UGUCCCCGGCCCCCCCCCCCCGCCAUGGCCGUCUGCGACACCCCCCAGGCGGCCUUCGGGGCCCUGCGGCCCGCCUGCGUGCGGCUGGCGCGGGCGCGGACCGCGGCCAACGUGGCGCGGCUGCAGGCCCAGCUGGACGCCGUCGGGGCCGCGGCCCUGCAGGAGCUGCAGGAGUACGUCCUGUUCCCUCUGCGCUUCGCCCUGAGGGCGCCGGGGCCCAGGCCGGAGCGGCUGGUGCUGAGCGUGGCGCAGUGCAUCUCCUCCGUGCUCGCCGCAACGCGCGUGAAGAAGCGGGAGCUGCUGCAGGAGCUGUUCUCCGAGCUCUGCUCGUGCCUCGCUCCCCCGGGCGGCUCCAGCGAGCCGGCCUGGCUGUCCGAGGAGCUAAAGCUGGCUGUCAUCCGGGCGCUGCACACCCUGAUGCAUUCCGCUUACGGGGACGUUAUCUUCUCUCUGUAUCAACCUGCCACCCUUCCCCUCUUAGGAUUUGCUGUAUCUUUGCUUCUGGGCCUAGCAGAGCGAGAGAAAGCAAAGCAAAUUAAGAUCUCUGCUUUGAAGUGCUUACAGGUCCUGGUCCUGCAGUGUGACUGCCAGGAGCAUCGCCACCUCAAUGAAGAUGAGGCACAGCGAUGUGGGGAUUUGUUUGCUUCCUUUCUGCCGGGGAUUUCCAUUACGCUGUCUCGGGUGAUUACUGGAGACAUCAAACAAGGUCAUAAAACCACCGUUUCUGCCAUCAGACUCUUUUAUCUGAUCGUUGGCUUGGUAAUGGCUGAUGCACAGCUAGCCAGAAUCCCAAAGAACAAAGAAAAGCUGCCAGUGGAACAAAGCAGAAUAUCAGAACUAAUGGUCCAUAGAGGGCCUGACUGGAGUAAAAGUACUGCUGAAAAACUCUCUCUUCUCCUGCAUAAAAUGGUUGAAAUUUCUUCAGUUCACCCCCACUGGAAAGUGAGACUGGAGCUGGUAGAACUGGUCCACCACUUACUGAGGAACUGCAGCCAGUCGCUGGUGGACUCGUUCGGUCAUCUUUUAAAGGCCUUGGUUGGGCUGGUGAACGAUGAAAACAGCGAAGUCCAAAGCAGGUGUAACGAGGUUCUGCAGGGCAUUGCAGAGCAGAGGAUUGUAGCACAGAACAGGGCUCUGGCUGAUGUCCUCUCCGAGAGCCUCCACUCCCUCGCCACAGCUCUUCCUCGCCUGAUGAACUCUCAGGAUGACACGGGCAAGGUUUCCACUUUGAGCUUGUUGCUCGGCUAUCUGAAGCUGCUGGGCCCCAAGGUCAACAUUGUCCUCAACUCCGUAUCCCACCUCCAUCGUCUGUCCAAAGCGCUGAUGCAGGUUCUGGAGCUGGACGUGACAGACGUGAAGAUAGUGGAAGACAGACGCUGGGGCUGCGAGGGUGGACCUGCGGGCUCCUUGCAGCACGGUGUGCAGAAAGGCAGAUCUCAGAAGAAAUACUUCCGCUUCUUCACGGAGGAGAAAGUUUUCCAGCUCCUUCAGCAAGUUUGUCGUGUUCUCGGCUACUAUGGGAACCUCUAUUUGCUUGUGGAUCAUUUCAUGGGGCUGUACAGUGAAUCCGGCGUCUACCGAAAGCAGGCAGCAAUGGUCCUCAAUGAGCUGAUUGCUGGAGCCGCUGGGGUGGGAGUGGAUGUCCUUCAGGAAAGGGAGGUUUCGCUGGACAGGGAUGAUCUGAAAGGGUCCAUAAUGUCCAUUCUCGAUGAGUACACAGACCAGGCAAACUGGUAUUUGAUCACUAGCAUUGAUACAGAAGAAACCAGCCACCAGCACUCUGUGCAGCAUUCGGGACUUACUGCCCGUCCAGGAGAUGCGUGCGGUGGCAUUCUCCUUCCGUCCCCAGAGCCGCACGUAACAACCUGCACCAUGAACAGCAACAUCUGGCAGAUCUGCAUCCAGCUGGAAGGCGUCGGCUGCUUCGCUGCUGUCCUCGGGAAGGAGUUCCGCUCGCUUCUGCUGUCAGCUCUCUACCCUGUGUUGGAAAAGGCUGGUGACAAGACUCUGCUCAUCAGUGAGACGGCACUGGGGACACUGGUAGACAUAUGUGAGGCCUGCAGUUACGACUCCUUGCAGUGUCUGAUUAAUGAGAAUUCUGACUAUCUGGUGAAUGGGAUUUCCCUGAAUUUGCGCCAGCUGGCACAUCAGGCACAUGCUUCCCAGGUCCUGGACACUAUGCUGAAGCACUCAGAUGCUAGCUUGCUGCCACUGGUAGAAGACGUUAUCCAAGAUGUCCUGUCUGCGCUAGAUCAGUCUUACAAUACCCAGGCUUCCACUUUCCUCAGGGUCCUCCACUCAGUAAUGACAGCUUUAGUCCGGUGGUUUGGAUCGUCCUGCGGUGAGGAACACCAACAAAGGCAGACUGCCGAGUGGCAGAGCGGGACCUCGUCCCAGGGGCAGCAGGUGGUGACCAGGCAAGAAGUGGAACGAUUCUUCCUUGACUAUAUCAGACAGAAGCAGAUCGCAGAGGGCAAUCUUCCCGACACAGAGGAUGAGGAGGCAGAUGAGGUCCCCCCUCCUGUUAAACCAGAGCAAAACAACUCUGACACAGAAGGAGAAGCUCCACUGCCGAGCCACGCUCAGCUGGCCAAAGAUGUGAUGGAGAGGUGCAUCCACUUGCUGUCCGACGGGAACCUCCGAGUGAGGCUGAAGGUCCUGGAUGUGCUGGAGCUCUGUGUAACUCUGCUGCAUCUUCACGGAAACCAUCUGCUUCCCAUGGCUCAUCGUGUCUGGCCAGCUCUCGUCACCCGGCUGAUCAGCGAUGACCCUCUGGCAGUACUCAGAGCCUUCAAGGUCCUAUGUACCCUGGCUCAAAAGUGUGGGGACUUCCUGAGGCAGAGAUUCUCCAAAGAUGUCCUGCCCAAGCUGACCAGUUCCCUCCUCAGCCAGGCCCCAGCAAGUGCCAGAGCCGGGCCUGUGUACAACCACACACUUGCCUUCAAGCUGCAGCUGGCUGUGUUGCAGGGACUGGGUUCUCUGUGCGAGAAGCUGGACAUGGGUGAGAGUGACCUGAAUAAAGUGGCAGAUGCCUGCCUGAUUUACCUCAGUGCCAAGCAACCCAUGAAAUUGCAAGAAGCUGCCCAGAGCGUUUUCCUCCACUUAAUGCACGUGGACCCUGACAGCACCUGGCUCCUCCUGAGCGAGGUCUGCUGCCCGCACCAGUACGAGCCCCCCCACGCCAGCCUGCGGCCCGUGAAGCUGCGUGGGAUGGGGAGCCAGCGGAACGAGUUCACCGACAACGUGCUGCUGCUGCUGGAACGGCUGCAGCUGCGGGAGCGCGCGGUGCCGCGGGCAGGCGCACCGGGGGCAUCUCCUCCCUGACGGACCCACGCAGCGGCCGGGGGGGGAAAGAGGAACCGCAGGAGAGAGCUCGCCCGGGAAAAUGCCGCCGCUUGGGCCCCAGAUCAUCCGGCGGGCAAAGAAGGGACUGCCCAGUCUGGGGCACUGGCCAAGACACCUUCCCCCUGGGCAGAAGUUUACUUUUUUAAAACAGUGUUAGAGGAUGAGGCGGGUACCUUGCCCUCAUUCCUGCAGGCUUGUACUUCUCUGCACACGGUGCUGGAAGGAACAAGUUCUUCAGCACAAAGAGUCAUUUUCCAGAAAUGACUUCCCAACACUGGAUCCUUGGGUGGUGCCCCUUCACCACACCCCCCAAAUCCCCUCUGACCUCCUCACAAGUGUGACGCUCCCUCCUGUUCUCAGCUGGACAACCAUUGCCAACUCAAAACAAAAGCUUUUUCUGGCUUUAACCCUUCCCAGGGAGAGAAUCCAGCUUGGGGUGCAUUGAGAACCUUUUCUUUUUAAAGCCACUUAAUAUCAGAAACCGUUAAAAUGCAUUUCCAAUCAAUUCCUCACCAGUAUUACUGGCAAGAACAACAUGUCCUCUCAGAAACACCAAGGCUGUUCCUUGCAGUCUGCUUGGACUGGCUGCGGAGACUGGCCGACUGCUCUGCGCUCCCCCGUUCUCACCACCGCGUGCGAGACGUUCUCUAGGGAAACGUCCAGCCCUGAUUUACAACGAGCGCAUGAUUUACGGCUCCUCGUUCCCUGCCUGCCUGCCAUUCUCGCAGGCCAUUUCUUAGACCUCUCGGAUUUUUAACACCCACCCCAAGGAGAACUCGCUGAAGCACCUCCCCGUGCCCCGGCGCGGCCUCCCGGGCGGGUACAGGCGGUGCCACGGGUGUGAGCACGGCGGUGCCACGCUGUGCCGCUGUUUGCUGGCGCAGCGCCGGCGGGCAGGGGGACGGCUCCGGGGUCUGCUGCCUGCCCGAGGGGCUCCCCUCGGGAGCAGGGCACAGGCUCUCCGCCCGCCCGGGAGCUGCUGGAGCCUGUUCCAGCUCCCGCGUCCUCCAGGCUCCGGCCCCAGAGAUGGUCUCUGAGGGCGCUGCUUUACCUGCUGCUCCCAGACCGCGCCGUCUCCCGGGCUCGUCGCCUUCACCCACAGCAACAUCUGGCAGCAGGCUGCCUCCUGACACGUGUGAAAGUUUUGUGCUGGUAAAGCAAAAGGACAGAUCUUGACUAAAUUUGGAAGCAAGCUCAGAAAUGCAAAAACCAAAGCAAUAAACUGAUUGUUACAUGGAA
Molecule: messenger RNA, 4584 nt
Organism: Tyto alba (common barn owl)
Lineage: Eukaryota; Metazoa; Chordata; Aves; Strigiformes; Tytonidae
Gene: TTI1
Product: TELO2 interacting protein 1
Exons: 7
Coding region: 25-3324 (1099 amino acids)
Biological process (GO): chromatin remodeling
Cellular component (GO): cytoplasm
Source: RefSeq, a predicted model, not a curated record